AUAGAACAGAGAAGGGGCGAGUCGGAGCCUGAGAGGCCUCCACGAAGUCUAAUUUUCCAUUCCUGCGGAUACAAACUUGCCCACGUCACACACACUCUCUCAAUACUUUUCUUCAAUCUCACAUUUCGUCAUUGCUAACCCUAACAUAACAAAUCUAUUUCAUGUAUUCAAUUUCAUCAUUCAUAAGUGUAUAGCAUACAUAAUCAUAUCCUAAUAGUGAUUAUAUAAAUUAAUAAUGAUGCGAUCCUUACUGAGAGAGAAUGGAUUGAAAUGGUUGGCGAGUGAUGUGGCAAUUGGUUGGAAUAACAAGAAUCUGUUGAGAUGUAUUGUUACGAGCUGUAGAGCGGUGGUGCUUCCGCGGUUUGGCGCUGCGGAGGUGAUGGAGAUUCGUGAUGAUGUUAGUGUUCCCACUCUUAAGCCUCACGAGGUCCUUGUUCGUGCUCGUGCUGUCUCUGUCAAUCCUCUUGAUACUAGAAUGCGAGCUGGUUAUGGCCGUUCGUUAUUUCAGCCUCUGUUGCCAAUAAUAUUGGGUCGUGAUGUUAGUGGUGAAGUAGCUGAUGUUGGAAGUUCUGUCAAGUCACUUCGUGUUGGGCAGGAAGUAUUUGGUGCUCUUCAUCCAACUGCUGUGAGGGGUACCUAUGCGGACUAUGUUAUUCUUUCUGAAGAUAAACUUGCUCCAAAACCUUCAUCGAUUUCACACGUGGAAGCAAGUGCCAUUCCUUUUGCUGCAUUGACUGCAUGGCGUGCUCUAAAAAGUACGGCCAGAAUAACAAAAGGGCAAAGGGUACUAGUGAUAGGUGGAGGAGGAACAGUAGGUUUUGCUGCAGUUCAGCUUGCUGUGGCCGCAGGCUGUCAUGUGUCAACAACAUGUGGUGAUGAAAGUAUUGAUCGGCUUUUGGCAGCUGGUGCAGAGCAGGCUAUUGAUUAUACUUCUGAGGAUGUAGAAGUAGCCAUUAAAGGACAUUUUGAUGCUGCGUUGGACACAAUUGGUGUGGCAGAGACUGAAAGAGUAGCAAUAAGUCUCCUAAAGCGAGGUGGACACUAUAUGACAUUACAGGGAGAGGCUGCAUCAUUGACUGACAGAUAUGGAAUAGCUGUCGGCCUUCCUCUGGCUACAGCCAUAUUACUGAAGAAACAGAUUGAAUAUCGAUACCGUCAUGGAAUAGAAUAUUGGUGGACAUUCAUGCGAGCUGAUCCUGAAGGUUUGCAUGAGAUUCGGAAACUGUCGGAGGCUGGAAAGUUGAAGAUACCUGUAGAGAAAAUCUUACCAAUCACAAAAGUGAGAGAAGCUCACGAAGACAAAGAUCGGAGAAAAGUUAUUGGCAAAGUUGUGCUGGAAGUUGACUGAUCCAAACUCUAGUCUUAAUCUUAGGAUGUGAGGAUGUUAAACCAUCUUUAUGUAAAUGUUCUUUUAGCAAUUUUGUGCAAAAUCUUACUAUUCCUCCGCACUAAUUUGGCGAUUAUAUAGGCCUUAUAGAAUAAAGCAAAAAAUUUAGAAUGUUCCAUAUUUGCAAAAUAAUAUAAAAAUUGACAUUUAAA
This is a messenger RNA of Daucus carota subsp. sativus, 1539 nucleotides long. RefSeq lists its product as uncharacterized. Lineage: Eukaryota; Viridiplantae; Streptophyta; Magnoliopsida; Apiales; Apiaceae. The transcript has 7 exons. The record is from RefSeq and is a predicted model, not a curated record. Gene Ontology annotation, molecular function: oxidoreductase activity. Bases 236 to 1348 code for a protein of 370 amino acids.